This is a messenger RNA of Mesocricetus auratus (golden hamster), 1465 nucleotides long. RefSeq names its product sialic acid binding Ig like lectin 15 (gene Siglec15). The coding region runs from base 172 to 1197 and encodes 341 amino acids. Gene Ontology annotation, cellular component: plasma membrane. The transcript has 6 exons. Gene Ontology annotation, biological process: regulation of osteoclast development; regulation of bone resorption; regulation of actin cytoskeleton organization. The record is from RefSeq and is a predicted model, not a curated record. NCBI's taxonomy places the organism in Eukaryota, Metazoa, Chordata, Mammalia, Rodentia, Cricetidae.
UACUGCUGGCUGCUUGGCUGCCUCUCCCCAGUUCCUCCAGCUUGCUUAGAGUCCAAUGGGCCUGCAGACUGGGCACCGAGCACACCUACCUGCCUUUGUGACACCUGCUAAGAGGGUUCUCUGUGGUGGCCUGGCAGGGCAGAGGGCUGCUGGGUCUCCAGACGUUAGAGCAUGGAAGGGCCCAUCCAACUCCUGGCCUGCUUGGCAUGUGUCCUCCAGAUGGGAUCACUUGUGAAAACUAGAAGAGAUGCUCUGGGGGAUUUGCUGGACACAGAGGCGCAUAGUGCACCGGAGCAGCGCUGGUCCAUGCAGGUGCCCGCCGAGGUAAGCGCGGAGACGGGCGAGGCGGCGGUGCUGCCCUGCACCUUCACGCACCCGCACCGCCACUACGACGGGCUGCUGACGGCCAUCUGGCGCGCGGGCGAGCCGUACGCGGGCCCGCAGGUGUUCCGGUGCACCGCGGCACGAGGCAGUGAGCUGUGCCAAACUGCACUGAGCCUGCAGGGCCGCUUCCGCCUGCUAGGCAACCCGCGCCGCAACGACCUGUCGCUGCGCGUCGAGCGCCUCGCCCUGGCGGACAGUGGCCGCUACUUCUGCCGCGUGGAGUUCGCAGGCGACGCCCACGACCGCUAUGAGAGCCGCCACGGGGUCCGGCUGCGUGUGACCGCUGCGCCCAGGAUCGUCAACAUCUCGGUGCUGCCAGGGCCCGCGCACGCCUUCCGCGCGCUCUGCACGGCCGAGGGGGAGCCCCCGCCUGCCCUCUCCUGGUCGGGCCCCGCCCUGGGCAACAGCUCGGCUGCCAUGCGGGGCCAGGGUCACGGCUACCAGGUGACCGCCGAGCUGCCCGCGCUGACCCGGGAUGGCCGCUACACGUGCACGGCAGCCAAUAGUCUGGGCCACGCAGAGGCCAGCGUCUACCUGUUCCACUUCCAUGGCGCCCCCGGAGUCUCGACUUUGGCGCUCCUGCUCAGCGCUCUGGGCCUCAAGGCGCUGCUGCUGCUUGGUGUUCUGGGUGCGCGCGCCACCCGCAGUCGACUAGAUCACCUGGUCACACAGGACACCCCGCCACGGUCUCAGGCUCACGAGUCCAAUUACGAAAAUUUGAACCAGAUGAAUCCCCCAGGCCACCAGCUGCCACGUGUUUGCUCUGAGGAACUCCUUGGCCAUCACCAUCUAGUCAUGCACCAUGAGAAAUAAAGAACAGUACCAGGCUAGACCUGUACAGCUCCCAAUUCCCAGGUUUCAUGGCAGCUGUGGGCCAGGCAACUUCUAGGGGACCCAGGACCCUGAUCAUAGAGGUUCAGAGCCCUGCAGUAUUAUGCCAGUGGAGUCAACAACCUGGAUGUAUAUGUAUAUGUAUGUGUAUAUGUAUAUGUAUAUGUAUAUGUAUAUGUAUAUGUAUAUGUAUAUGUAUAUGUAUAUGUAUAUGUAGUAUAUGUACGCCCACCUGAGCCUCAGCAUGAAA